AUGGUUAAAUACGAGAACUUGGUGCUUAUUGGCACCUUCAUGGUUAUCUCCUCUGUUUCGUUCAUUCUUGGUGUGCUUUUCAGUAAUUGGCCAUAUGAUUACUACACUUUGUGGGACACAACAAAGGGCCAAGAAUUUUUCGAUGCUGCUUUGGACCACUACAAGGUCUGGGGACAAAUUCCUCCUAUCAUCAGCUAUACUUUCCACUUCGUGAUUGCGAUCGCAUUCAUUGGAUCAUUUAUCAAGAUAUUCAAGCCUUCUGAAGACGUGCAAUACUUCGAAUAUGGAACUUUGGGUGCCUUAGUGAUUGCAGUUUGUGUCUAUGUUAGUAACGUCAAGGUCGGAAUCAUGUCCUGUAUUGCUGGCGAAUGGGGUGAAGUUGACCAAAAUACAGGUUUGGGAGUCAUUGCAGCAUCCGAAACAAUGAUUGUUUUCAUCCUUCUCGGUAUUGUCCUGCUGCAAGGUGGAUUAUUCUAUGCCUUUUUCGAAGACGCCAGACUCAAACAGGAGUUCUACUUGAAAGAGUUGAAGGAGAAGUACGAGGCUAUUGGGGAAGAGGCCACUCCAGUUGAAGCCAAAUCCUCAGGAGCUGAAGCAAAGAAGACUAAAGCAAAGGCAACCAAGAAGGCUUGA
Messenger RNA from Ogataea parapolymorpha DL-1, 633 nucleotides. Its product is annotated as Secretory component protein SHR3. Gene Ontology annotation, cellular component: endoplasmic reticulum membrane. The coding region runs from base 1 to 633 and encodes 210 amino acids. The transcript has a single exon. NCBI's taxonomy places the organism in Eukaryota, Fungi, Ascomycota, Pichiomycetes, Pichiales, Pichiaceae. Gene Ontology annotation, biological process: endoplasmic reticulum to Golgi vesicle-mediated transport. The record is from RefSeq and is a predicted model, not a curated record.